AUGUCGACUUCCUCCAGCAGGAAGCGCGGUCGUUCCUUGCACUGCCAGUCCGCGUCGAGUGCCGACGGCCUCGUCGAGCGCUUCGCCGCGUGGCAGCGCCGGCAUGCGUGGCGGCACCUCAGCGCGGUCGAGCGAGUGUGGGCCAUCUCUGACCUGCACAUGGAGCACGAGGCCAACUUUGACUUCGUGAGCGGCCUCGCCGGCUUCGAGCGCGACGCUUUGGUCGUCGCGGGCGACGUUUGUACCUCGCUGGCCUUGCUGCGGAGCGCUCUUAAGCUCCUCGCCGAGCGGUUCAGGCACGUCUUCUAUGUCGUGGGAAACCACGAGCUGUGGCACGACGCCCAGUCGGACGGCGCCGACUCCUUUGAUAAGCUGCUCGCCUUCAGCCACUUCUUGCCGCGCGCCGAGCUGCACCGGACGCACCCGAGCCGGCUGGGCGACAGGCUGGGCGAUGUGGCGCGCCUCGCCCCGGACGUGCACGUCUUCGGUCACACCCACUUCUCGAUCGACGUGACCCUCGGCGGCACGCGCUUCCUGCAGCACCCACUCGGCAACCCGACCGAGCGUGAGGCCGAGCGCGGCGGCGGCGAGUUCCCCGUCUGCAACCACACCACGGCGCGCGCUCCGCUCGCUCUCGUCUGGUGCCGCGCCGAGGGCGUCGUCCCCGGCGCGCCGUCCGACCCGUCCGAGUUCAGCAGUUGGCUCGUCCGGCUCGGAGCAGACUGGCGGCCGCGACCCAGGGGCACGGGUGCGCGCCGCGUGCCCGGCACUCAGUCCGAAAGGAAAAACAUCCCCACGCCCCCCUAG
Molecule: messenger RNA, 807 nt
Organism: Emiliania huxleyi CCMP1516
Lineage: Eukaryota; Haptophyta; Isochrysidales; Noelaerhabdaceae
Product: phospho protein phosphatase-like protein
Exons: 3
Coding region: 1-807 (268 amino acids)
Molecular function (GO): hydrolase activity
Source: RefSeq, a predicted model, not a curated record